Messenger RNA from Caenorhabditis bovis, 291 nucleotides. The record is from the annotation of a GenBank genome assembly. NCBI's taxonomy places the organism in Eukaryota, Metazoa, Nematoda, Chromadorea, Rhabditida, Rhabditidae.
AUGAACUUCUCAAUGACGACAGCCACUUACAUGAUGCUGUGCGCGUUUGCGCUUCUCGUCUUGUCGGUGUCCGCAGAAUUGGCGCACUCGGAUGACGGUGUUCUCGACAUGGAUAAGCGCGGCCCGUAUAGAGCAUUUGCAUUCGCCAAACGAAGUGAGGAGGAGUUCGACAAACGCGCUCAGUAUGGUUUCGCGAAAAGAUCGCCAUACCGAACUUUUGCGUUCGCGAAACGCGCCCGACCAUAUGGUUUCGCUUUCGCCAAGCGCUCGCAAUUCUCUUCAUUCGCCUAA